AUGCGUGGGUUCACCGCAGAGAGUGCGGCUACACAAAAGCAAUAUGAAACCCGUUUUAAGGAACUGGUUUCAGCCGAAAGAUGCCAACAUAAAUUGCGUUAUCUGACGGAGGAGCCUCACCUUGCCGGUACGGAGAAUAGCCGUAAGGUCGCGGAGUACCUUCGGACUGAAUUUGAAAACUACGGUUUGCAGGUUCAGAUGUACGAGUAUCAUGUAUAUCUCCCGUAUCCGCUUGAGGUGCAUGUAGAACUGCUCUCGCCUGUCCAGCAUCUCGCAGUCGGCAAAGAAGCGAGUUGGGAGUGGGACAAGGAUUCUUAUGAAACAGAAAUUGUACAGGCGUAUAACGCCUAUUCGCCCGAUGGGGAUGUAACAGCCGAACUUAUCUACGUCAAUAAAGGGUUACCUGAGGACUACCGAAUUCUCGCUGAACAAGGCAUUUCAGUGGAAGGUAAGAUUUGUAUCGUACGAUAUGGUGGCAGCUAUCGUGGCGUGAAGGCUAAAGUCGCUGGCGAUAACGGGGCAGUCGGUUUGAUUCUGUACUCGGAUCCGGCGGACGAUGGAUACAUGCGUGGAGAUGUCUAUCCUCGUGGUCCGUGGCGUUCAGAUGACGCGAUACAACGCGGCACCGUGAAGUAUAUCUUUCAGCACGCCAGCGAUCCGCUGACACCCGGUUGGGCGGCGACUAAAGAUGCCGAUAGACUCUCAUUUGACGAAACUACAGAUCUUCCCAAAAUUCCUGUUGUGCCUCUGGCGUAUAGAGAUGCCAAACCGUUUCUAAAGGCACUCGCGGGACCGAAUGUUCCGUCCGAGUGGCAAGGCGGCUUACCUUUUGCCUAUCACAUUGGACCCGGACCUGCGAAGGUGCGGAUCAAGGUGCGUUCUGAACACAGCAUCCGCCCAAUCUAUAAUGUUAUUGCGACUUUAGAGGGCACAGAAUAUCCAGAUCAGUGGGUAAUCUUGGGCAACCACCAUGAUGCUUGGGUUUAUGGUGCGGCAGACCCUGGCAGCGGCACAACCUCACUCUUAGAGGUCGCACAAUGCUUGGGUGAGCUUGCGAAAGCGGGGACGCGUCCGAAGCGAACAAUUGUAUUCGCAUCAUGGGACGCUGAAGAAUUCGGUAUCCUCGGUUCAACGGAGUGGGUUGAGGAUUUGAAGACGACGCUUCAGCAGAAAACGAUCGCAUACCUCAAUGUAGACAUAGCAGCAACGGGGGGUCGGUUCUAUGUGAGUGCAACGCCAUCGCUGCGGGAGCUAAUGCGCGAAGUAACCCAAAAUGUGGUUGAUCCGGGGACACUCAAACCGGUUUACAAGAGUUGGAAAAUGGCUCAAGGCAAGGAGAUUCCGCAGAUCGGUAACCUCGGAAGUGGUUCGGAUCAUUCGCCAUUUGUUGGACAUGCGGGUAUCCCUGCUGUCAGCAUGGGGUUCGGGGGUCCUUAUGGGGUUUACCACGCCAUGCAGGAUAACUUCUACUGGAUGGCACACUUCGGUGAUCCGACUUUUCGGUAUCAGGCAACGAUGGCACAAGUCUGGGGCACACUUGCGCUGCAGCUUGCCAAUGCCGAUAUUUUACCCUUCGACUAUGAGACGUAUGCGACAGACCUUAUGACCCCUUUGAAACUGUUGCAAAAUUCUGGCGCGAAAAACAAGAUUGCCAAAGAUAUUGAGAAAUUAGACGGUUUACUCACAGAAUGGCAGCAGGCGGCAGGGAUACUCAAUCGGGAACUUGCACGCUACCUCGCUUCUGACGAUCUAUCUCAGAUUUCGGAGGUAAACCAGCGAUUAUACCAAUUAGAGCGGCGUUUGACGAGUGAGACAGGUUUGCCGUUACGCCCUUGGUUUAAGCAUCUUAUUUAUGCACCGGGUCUCAACACCGGCUACGCGGCGGUCGUUUUCCCUGGCGUGCUUGAUGCGUUGGAGAAUGGUGAUGAUGCCGCGGUGCAUGUGGAAAUUGAUCGGUUGGUUGAGGCGUUCACACGAAUGAUUCAAGGGAUUAAUGAGAUCCGAGGUAUGCUGUAA
Molecule: messenger RNA, 2016 nt
Organism: Geodia barretti
Lineage: Eukaryota; Metazoa; Porifera; Demospongiae; Tetractinellida; Geodiidae
Source: the annotation of a GenBank genome assembly